AUGGGCAUCAUGAAGUUUACAAAAAAGUCCGCAGAUAAACCUGCCGAGACACCAGUCGCGAAUGAUCCAAUCGCUGAAACGAGCGCCUCAGAUAACGACACCGAGCCACCGAAGGAUGACACCGACUUUCAAGAAGUGCCGGCCGGUACCGUCGAGAAGGGAAACAUCUUCGACCAAGGUGGAAAGAAUUACAGAACCCUAGGCCGCUGGGACACCAUCCUCAUCCUCUUCACAAACCAGCUCGGUCUCGGCAUUCUAUCGCUACCGUCCACUAUCAAGACCCUCGGAAUCGUGCCUGGAAUUAUUGCUAUUCUCGGAAUCGGCGCGCUUUCUUGGUAUGCGGCGUAUGAGCUGCUGCAGUUCUAUCGCAAACACCCCAAUGUUGUUAGUAUCGUCGAGAUGACACGGAUUGUCGGCGGCGCAUGGUUCGAGACAUUAGCUGGCUUUAUCAUGAUGAUCCAAGUUGUCUUCAUCGUCGCAUCGGCCACCGUUACAAUCUCCGUCGCGCUGAACACGCUCAGCAGCCAUGCUACCUGUACCGUUAUCUGGAUCCUCGUGGCCUGCAUCGCCUGUUAUGUCCUCUCCAUCCCACGAACUAUGAAGUUCGUCUCCAAGGCCGGAAUCCCCAAUGCGGUCAGCGUCGUCUCCGCAUGUCUGAUCGUUCUGAUCAGCUUGGCUAUUUCUGGCCCUGCUAUUGCGCCUGAGGGUUGGCAUAAGGAGAUCAAGAUUGUUGGUAACCCCACGUUUCGCGAUGGCCUAAAUGCUUGCCUGAGAGUUGUCUUUUCCUACGCCGGCACAUUUACAUUCCCGUCUUAUAUGGCUGAGAUGAAGGACCCUGCCAAAGACUUCCGAUUUGCACUGGCCGUUCUCGAGGUCGGCAGCACACUGUUCUACAUCGUCAUGGCCGUCGCUUUGUACUGUCUCGCCGGCGAUCUGACAACAUCGCCCGUUCUCAGCGCCGCCUCUUCGAUCCCCGCCAAGGUCGCGUACGGCAUUGUCCUCCCGGCUGUUAUUGCUACCGCGCUCUCCAUCGGCCACACAGGCUGCAAAUACGUCUACGUUACAGCGAUGCGCCAAAUGCGAUCCACCCACCAGGUCACAGACAACAGCGUCAAGUCCUGGGUCACCUGGAUCUUGUCCGUUACUGUUUUCUGGGCUCUCAUCUUCAUCAUCGCCAACGUCAUCCCUAUCUUCGACUCGAUCCUCUCCAUUACCUCGGCUACCACCAUCCCAUGGUUCACGUAUGGCUUCGCCGCCAUCUUCUGGCUACAUCUCAACAAGGGCCUUUAUUUCUCGACGUGGCAAAAAACGGUUCUCACUGUUAUCAACGUUCUCAUGGUCUGCCUAACACUCUUCCUGAAUGCGGGUGGUUUGUGGGCGGCUAUCACUGAGCUGUUGGACCUCUUUGAGAAGAACAAGGAUGGGAUUGGAGGAGUUUUCUCCUGUGGAGAUAACUCUAUCUUUUAG
This is a messenger RNA of Fusarium sp. VM40, 1467 nucleotides long. The record is from the annotation of a GenBank genome assembly. NCBI's taxonomy places the organism in Eukaryota, Fungi, Ascomycota, Sordariomycetes, Hypocreales, Nectriaceae.